This is a messenger RNA of Haliotis rubra (blacklip abalone), 5628 nucleotides long. RefSeq names its product echinoderm microtubule-associated protein-like 2. Gene Ontology annotation, cellular component: mitotic spindle. The transcript has 27 exons. The record is from RefSeq and is a predicted model, not a curated record. Gene Ontology annotation, biological process: microtubule cytoskeleton organization. Bases 1502 to 4885 code for a protein of 1127 amino acids. Gene Ontology annotation, molecular function: microtubule binding; calcium ion binding. Lineage: Eukaryota; Metazoa; Mollusca; Gastropoda; Lepetellida; Haliotidae.
AACACCAAGUGCAAGAUAUAUAUGCUACUACACAGAGAAGACUCCACGUUUAGGAUAUAACACCAAGUGCAAGAUAUAUAUGCUACUACACAGAGAAGACUCCACGUUUCGGAUAUAACACCAAGUGCAAGAUAUAUAUGCUACUACACAGAGAAGACUCCACGUUUAGGAUAUAACACCAAGUGCAAGAUAUUUAUGCUACUGCACGGUGAAGUCUCCACGUUUCAGAUAUAACACCAAGUGCAAGAUAUAUAUGCUACUACACAGAGAGGACUCCACGUUUAGGACAUAAUACUAAGUGCAAGAUAAUCCAUAUAUUGAACACAGCCAGUGGAUAUAUAAUGUUCAUUCGUAGACAAUGCAACGUCACGAAUGAUAAGAUUUAUACAUGAAAUCACAUGGCGUAAGUCUUGGCUUAUUGUCACCCAACGGAAUGAUUACCUCUGGAAGGUCAUCAAUACUUCAUACAUCGUUCAGAAAAUGAAAUUUUAUCGAUAGGCCUUGAAUUAUACAUGUGCAGUGUCAAUACAGCUUCAUUUUGUUGUCUCAGGUCAUAGACGUAUGAUACUAUUUAUUGUACAACAUCGAGUGUAUUGGGAAAGGCAAGGAGAAAGGGGCACUGGAGUCUUAAGGCAGUUUUGGACAUUCUUUGAUGACCCUGGUCAGAUCGAUGCAGGAAUUUCACAGAUGUGAUACUUGAAAAUCUUUUCAAAGGAAAAAGAGGUGUUCUGUUGGAAAAUCGAGAGUUUCAAGCGGACCAGUUUCAAUGUAGUCAGUGGAAGUUCCACUGACUCAACUCUGUAGAUUUUUUUUUGAGUCAAUAUGAUUUCAGUCAGUCAUAGAGUUGCCUUAUGAAGAGAUUGAAAUAAUUGAUUAUUUGGUGAGGUGUACUAUAUGUCUGGUGUACUGGAAGACUUGUAUACCUAAGCUGUAUAUCAGGUUAAUCUGUGUCAAGGUUCGUGUGAUAACACAGGUAUUCAGAAAGGUGAACUGACAUUUGACGAUCAGAGAUUUGUGUUUACUGACAACAACGCCACAUAUGCAAUAGAUGCACGUGGAUGAAAAUAUUGCUCAUUCCGAGGAUGACUUCGCCAUUCAGAGGAUCAUGCCGAAUGUUUAUAUUGACGGAAAACUCUUGGAGUUUCUUUUAAUUUAAAUACCAUUGUGAACAAAAUAAUUUAAUCUUGGCAUCGACUGACACGAAGUUGUCAUAUGUGACAGGGAGUUCUGGUUUAGCAACACAAAGUAACACAUACGGGUGGAUUUAGUGUCAUGAAUUACACAGGGUAACCGUGGUAUCGGUGUGUUCACCUCCUGUCGAAUAUUCACCCAUUGUAACGAGACUGAAGUCUUGUUUUAUAUAGCUCAAUUGCUACUGGAAUCACCGGCGAGCGAAGAGACGUUGUUGAGACGUUGCUGCAGGUGCGUCCUGACUGGGACAAUUACUCUGGUGAAUCCCUCUAGGUAGCUAGGACUACUGUACUAGGGAAGGAAUCUCACAAUGGAUAUGUCGGCAAUAGAUUCCUUCGAGUCUGACUCGGAUACUUCAACUGCAGAGGGCAGCAGUGACGACAGCGCCAUGCCGACGCCAGGGGAAGGGGGGACAACCCCUAGAGGACGGGGAAGGGGACGCACCGGAAGCAAGUCCAUGACCCAGUCUGGCUCCAACACAUCUCUGGAUGGAAUGGACAUGAUUGGGAGAAGAGGGCGUCUCCACUCUGCUCUGGGACCACGUUCAGCGCGGAGAAGACGUGGCGAGGAGGAAGAUAAGGGCCCUGAGACGGUGGACCCGGAAGAGAAGCUUGCCCUGCUGUUGACAGAAGCCCUGGCUGACCACAGCCGACAGAGACUGAGGGCAACACACAUGAGCCUCCGGCGAUAUGGAUCUGUGGAGAACCGAGUCUCCCCGAAGGACCUCCAACAAGCGUUCACGGAGAACCAGAUCAAGUUCUCCCAGCGCCUGCUGCAGAUGAUGACGGAAAUCUAUGAGGACCAUGGCGGCGUGGACUACGAGCGGUUGUACAAGAGCGUCAUGACGGCUCAUCUGAAGACAGGUCGGGACAGUGUGAAGGCCCGCCAGAUGCGCAACGACCUCACCUCCAAGCAGGAGAUGUCCAAGGAGCAGCGGGACUUCGACUUCCUGUGUCGCCUGGAGGACCAGCUGAUCCAGGACAGGACGUUCUUCGACAUCGAGGUCCUCAGGAAGGACUUCCAGAACAAGGACACAAGCAGGACGGGGAAGAUAGCCAGGGAAACGGUGUUCCUGGUCUGUGAUAUGCGGACGCCACUAUAUGGAGCUCUGUUGAAGAACCUGCUGAAGAGAUGCGACGAGGAUCACGACGACAUGAUUAGCUGGCCAGAGUUUCUCAGCUUCCUGGAAAAGUCUCAGCAGAUGGCAUGGCGGAGAUGCCCGGAACUUGCCGAGUUACCAGAGAAGGCGAAACAGGCUGCCUUCAGCAUUGCAUCCAACCCCAUCGAGGAACUGUCCAGUGGCGCCAAGACAAGAGUUGUCUCCCGUCUUCUAAAGAAGGCAUCAUUACAAAAAGAGAAAUCCACAUUGUCGACAUUAAGUCGAGAGAAGUCCGUAGACGAAAGUGUUCCUCAACCAACGACAACCAAUGAACAGCCAAGCUCAUCCCAACCAGCCAAUCAACCCUCGCCAAACACUGAACCAGCCAAUCAGGAGCCAGAGCCAGAUCCGGGCAAGGCAGUACCUAAUAGUAAAGAGCCGGAGACCAAGGACACUUCCGUCAAACAAACGAAAAAGUCUCCGGACGACGCUCCCGCGGCGCCACCAAUGAUUGAAGUGGACAAGCCGUCAGACGAGGGCAGUGGUACUCCCGCCAAACAAAGCAUACAAGGAUCAACGCAAGGAGCAGUUACACCGGAACCGGAACCUCCACCGGAACCGGAUAUAGAUGAUAGCAACACACACGCAAUGACCUUGGAGGUUCACGGCAAGAAGGUUAAGGUCGUUCAGCCAGAGGCAUACAAAGACAGUUCUCUACCUAUAGAUCCACCACAAGAGAGACUGCAACUAGACUGGGUGUAUGGUUACCGUGGCAACGACUGUCGAUGUAACAUCUACAUCCUGGACAACGACGAAAUAAUCUACUUCAUAUCCAACAUCGCCGUCAUGUACAACCGUGACGCCCACACACAGCGCCACUACAAGGAGCACACGGAGGACAUCAAGUGCAUGGCUGUCCAUUCCAACGGCAACGUAGUAGCCACCGGACAGUUUGCCGGGAAGAAAGGUGACAAGUCGCAGGCUCACAUCCGGGUAUGGCGUGCAGACACUCUAGGAACAGUCCAUGUCCUUGGUCUCGGAUCCUUCCUCAAGGCCGUCAUGGCCCUUUCCUUCCAGAAGGACUCGGAUCUGCUUGCGGCGGUGGACAACAGUCAGGAGAAGACGCUGUCAUUGUGGAACGUGGCAGACGGCACCCACGUGGCCAGCACCGUGCUUCACGUGGACGUCAUCUGCGACAUCGGCUUCAACCCUCAUCACACCGACUUGUUGGUGUCUAUUGGCAAGGAACAUCUCGCCUGGUGGAAGGUCUAUCCCCAGAGUAAUAAAAUAACCACACACGCCAAACCGGAGUACGACAAUUACCUCCGGGCCAAGUUCGUCAUAUGCCUGACCCACACAGACAAAGGAGACCUAGUCACCGGCGACUCCAACGGCACCAUCUACGUCUGGGGGGACGGCGGCAACAAGAUCACCAACUUCGUCAAACAUGGACAUGAUGGCCCUGUGUUCGCAGUGCUGUAUCACCGCCACCACCUGAUGUCAGGAGGGAGAGACGGGGUCAUGAACAGCUGGCAGUGGACCAAGAACAUGGACAAUGCCGGGAAAAUCGAGAUCUCCAAGUCGGAGGGCGGGGUCAGGAUGAUUCAACUUCACAAGGAGACGCUUCUCAUAGGAACUACCAUGAAUUCCUUGUUGUCCGUGGUCAUGGCAGACAAAGGGUCCCCGCUAGUUGGCGCUACACUUGACAUGUUGCCCCUUACACAGGGACAUUUUGACGAACUGCGAGGACUCACGACGAUGCCGGAGUCGUUUAUCGGAGCAGAUUUCCUCACAGCGGGGGUGGACGGCAUCAUCUGCAAGUUCAACACCGAGAUCCAUCAACCGGUGUGGAAGAUAGUGAUGAAGGGGGCAACCUUCCUAUGUGCAGACUGCAGCAUUGACGGCAAACUCAUCGUCCUAGGAACCCACGACGGCCACCUUGUGAUACUGGGACUGGACUCGGAGGACCUGUCCGUCACGGAAGUCUGCAACAAGAAGAUCUCAAAGGACAGACUGGACUCCGUCAGACUAGCUCCAGACUGUGUGUCCCUGGCGGCUGGGGGUCACGACAGGGCGGUGUAUAUCUACUCGUUACAGGAUAAGGAAGAGGGAGAGAAGUCCUGGGAAAUGCUGGGCAAGUGUAAGGGUCACCGUGGGCCGGUCACCGCCAUCGACUGGUCAAGGGAGAAGGUCAAAAACACGCACCUGCUCAGGUCAAGCUCGGGGAUACCAGAGCAGUUCUUCUGGAAUCCCACGACGUGUGAGAGGGAGGAAGGAAAGAACGCCGUGUCUCUGUCAUGGUGCACCAGCAACUGCACCCUCGACUACUCCGUCGCUGGUAUUUGGUCAUCCAAGCAGGCAAAGGAGGCGACAGUUAACACUGUGGCAGUCAACCCCAGCAAGACCGUGAUAGCCAUGGGAGACAACAACGGCUGCCUCAGCCUCUUCAGAUACCCAUGUCCCAAAGAUGGUGCGUUCAGCCACACCUACAAGUGCCACCUGAACGUCCAGACCGUGAGGUUCUCCCCCAGCGGCAACUACAUCCUCACCAUCGGCGGGCGCGACUCCUGCAUCAUGCAGUGGAAGAUCGUGUAGCACAAACUACAGAGACUGUCUCAAACACAAUUAUCGAAACAUAUCAAUCUAUAACAAUAGACGAAGGUCCUAUUGACCUUGAAACACACUUAUAUCUGAAAGGAUCUUAUAUCUUAGAAUUAGCCAAUGGUCCUAUGUAGAGUUGUAUGCUCCUGUCUUGAAACAUAAUUACCCAAUAUCUAUCUUAAAAUUAGCUUAUGAUCCAAAAUAGAGUUGUAUGUUUCUCUAUCUUGAAACUCAAUUACCAACUAUCUUCUCCUAUGAAAUUAGCUCCUAGUCGUUUGUGCCCCCUCUUUCUUAAGGCACACUUGUCAAACAUUUAUUCGGAAGUAGCUGAUGGUUUUCUAUGGAGUUUAUGUCCCUCUUUCUUGAAACACAUCAAGUGUCAUCCAUCUGAAAAUUAGCCCAUGUUCUUAUAUAAUGUUGUCUGCCUACUCUGUCUUAAAACUCACACAACGUACUCUGUUGUCAAGGGUAAACAAUGAUUCACGUUGAUAAUUUGUCCUGGAAACAAAGUGCAGUGUGUUUUACGCGCAAAAUUGUGAUUGACAAGACAACUUAUUAUUAGAGAACUUAAACUUCCUCUCAUGAAGCAUACAUUCUCAACUGCAAUAUACAUGUACUUCAUUGGAUACAAUAAUUAUAAGUUUUCCUGGCCAAAAUAUUGUUAGGGGAACAGAACUUGUAAAAUGACAAUUGCUCUGAUGUGUGACACAGGUAAUUAUAAAGGUAAUGAUGCAGAU